Messenger RNA from Penaeus chinensis, 589 nucleotides. Its product is annotated as cuticle protein CP1499-like. The transcript is spliced from 2 exons. The record is from RefSeq and is a predicted model, not a curated record. Lineage: Eukaryota; Metazoa; Arthropoda; Malacostraca; Decapoda; Penaeidae. Bases 20 to 496 code for a protein of 158 amino acids.
CCUCAAGCACACAAGCAUCAUGAAGACUCUGGUUGUAUUGGCAGUGCUGGGCGUGUGCUCCGCCUCCCUCCAGCAGGCCUACAACCACGGCUACAACUACGUCCAGCCUCGGUACGUCGGACCCUUGGCAUCCACCGUCCCCGCCGGCGUCGACGGAACCAUCACUCCCGUGUCUGAUACCUACGAAGUGGCCGCCGCUCGUGGCGCCUUCUUCAGGGCCUACCAGGAUCAGCUGGCGACCAUCGCCGCCCUCCGCUACGGUGCUCCCGCCACCCACUACGCCGUGCACAGUGCGCCAGCUGUGCACACCGCCUUCCCAGCUGGUUACUCCGCCGGCCCCGUCGUCCACCAGGCUGCCCUCAGUUACGGCGUCCCCGGCCAGGUCCGCGACACCCCCGAAGUGUCGGCCGCCAAGGCUGAGUUCUUCCGCCUGUACAACCAGCAGGCAGCAGCAGCAGCCGCGGCGCCAGACUAUGAUGCUCAUCACAACUACUGAAUCGAAAUUAAACCCUAAAGCAAAUGAAAUUAGAAUUAGAAGAAAAUGUAUACUGGCGUGUAUAUAGAAAAUAAAUUGUCGUAGCAUCAUUCA